AAGAGUGCAGGGUGCGCUCCAUCCACAGCCUCAGUACACCGGACUGUCAUCUCUGGAGCGGCUCCCUGCAUCUUCACCAGCUCUCUGCUGAGGUCCAGUUCCGUCUUCAUCGGGUUUUACAGUAAUCGGAUACAGAAUGGAUACGUUUUAAUGCGCACCGCCGAGCCGUCAACACUUCCACUUGCGUAAAAAACAGAACAGUUUCUCUAAAACCCGGUCCGCUCAAGUCAGAAUAAUGAUGGAGUAUUGGAGGCAAUGCGCGCUGUGGUUAAUUAACUGCAAGGUGCUUCCAGCUAACCACCGGGUUACAUGGGAGUCUGCACAGGUAUUUGACCUGGCCCAGACCCUCCGGGAUGGAGUCCUCCUCUGCCAUCUACUCAACAACCUAAGACCCCAGUCCAUCAACCUAAAGGAGAUCAACCUCCGACCGCAAAUGUCACAGUUCCUGUGCCUGAAGAAUAUCAGGACUUUCCUGGCAGCGUGCAGCGAGAUAUUUGGCAUGAAGAAAAGCGAGCUGUUCGAGGCCUUUGACCUUUUUGACGUCAGGGACUUUGGAAAGGUUAUGGACACACUAUCUAAACUUUCCCACACAGCCAUCACACAACAAGCUGGAAUCAGGCCUUUUCCAUCCGAAGACAGUGUUGAAGAUGAAGAAAUUUACAACCACCUGGAGGACCUUAUAGAUGAGAAGGGGGUGGAGGAUGAGGAGGAUCUGUAUGACUGUGUGUAUGACGAUGAAGAUGGAGGAGAGAUCUAUGAGGACCUGAUGAAGACAGAAGCCAUCCCUCCUCCGGCAUUUCAGAAACAGGCAGAGACUGACAUCAGGAGCUGCUGUUUAACAGAGAUCAAGCAGACGGAGGAGAAAUACACUGAGACCCUGGAGUCUAUAGAGAAGCACUUUAUGACGCCCCUCACCAUGUUUUUAACCAUGACUGAGAUGGAAAAGAUGUUUGUGAAUAUCCCGGAUCUGGUUAAAGUUCACAAAUGUUUACUGCUGGAAAUCCAAGACUCAGUUCACCACAGAAGUGCCCAGAACCUUUACCAGAUCUUCAUCACGUUCAAAGAGAGGUUGUUGAUCUAUGGGAAAUACUGCAGCCAUGUGGAAACAGCCAUCGCCACUCUGGACUGCAUCUGCAAAGACAGAGAGGACGUACGCAUGAAGUUAGAGGAAUGUUCAAAGAGAGCUAACUAUGGCAAGUUCACACUGAGAGAUCUGCUGGUGGUUCCUAUGCAGCGAGUCUUGAAGUAUCACCUCCUCCUGCAGGAGCUGGUGAAACACACACAUGAGGCCGCUGACAAGCGUAAUCUGCGGAUGGCAUUGGAUGCUAUGAAGGACUUGGCUCAGUACGUUAACGAAGUCAAGAGGGACAACGAGACGUUGCGAGAAAUAGAUCAGUAUCAGAAAUCCAUUGAAAAUCUGAAUCAGCCUCUGAGUAACUACGGGAGACCCAAAGGUGACGGGGAGGUACGGGUGACCUCGGUGGACAAACGAGCCAAACAGGACAGGCACAUCUUCCUGUUCGAUGCGGCGGUGAUUGUAUGUAAGCGUCGAGGAGACAACUAUGAGAUGAAAGAAGUCAUCGACCUGCACCUCUUCAAGAUCACCAACAACCCCACGUCGGACAAGGAGAACCGAAAGUGGUCCUACGGAUUCUACCUCACUCACAACCAGGGCCAGAGCGGCUUUGAAUUUUUCUUCAAGACCAAAGAGCUGAAAAAGAAGUGGCUGGAACAGUUUGGCAUGGCCAUAUCCAAUAUUCGUCCUGAGAACGCCACCAACAACUUCCAUGAGUUUCAUAUGCACACCUUUGAAAGGAUCACCUCCUGCAACUCUUGCCACAUGCUGCUGAGGGGCAUCUUUAACCAGGGCUACCUGUGCUCCAAGUGUGGUUUAGGUGCCCAUAAAGAAUGUCUGGGCCGCUUUGGCUGCUGCGGAAAAACAGAUCCUGGCUCCGUCAGAACUCAGGGCAAAGAUCGAGAUCCAGGUCUGCCCAAGAUGCUGGUAAUCAGGAACUACUUCGGUGUGCCAAGCCCUACGUCUGGUCCAGCACUCAGCAUCCAGACGGGUGACAUCAUCGAAUUAAUCUGCGCCGACCUUCACAGCCCCUGGUGGCAGGGCAAGAUCCUAUCGACGAAAGAGGUUGGCUUCUUUCCAAGCGACGCUGUGAAGCCUUGCCCAUGUGUCCCGAAACCCGUCGAUUACUCCACUCAGCCUUGGUUUGCGGGGCCCAUGGAGAGGCUCCAGGCGGAGGCGGAACUCAUCAACAGGAUCAACAGCACCUACCUGGUACGCCACCGCAGCAGAGAGUACACAGAGUACGCUAUAAGUAUAAAGUACAACAACGACGUGAAGCACAUAAAGAUCCUGACCAAGGAGGGCUGCUUCCACAUCGCAGAAAACAAGAAGUUCAGGAGCAUAUUAGAGCUGAUUGAGUACUACAAACACCACUCCCUGAGAGAAGGUUUUAGGAGUCUGGACACCACACUGCAGUUUCCUUACCGGGAACCAGAGAACGCUGCUAUGCACCGCCUCAACCGGACAGGUAGCAACACCCCAUUUCUCUGCGGCCUCUCUUUUGUAUCUCCUGCCGGCUACAGCUUUGUACCUCCUUCCUCUGCUCCCUUCUGGUCAGUGUUAACGCCGAAAGUGAUUGGCGUGGCGAUCGCGCGGUACGACUUCAGCUCACGUGACACCCGGGAGCUCUCGCUGCAGGAGGGUGACGUGGUGAAGAUCUACACAAAGUCAGGGGCCAACGGCUGGUGGAGGGGCGAGGUCAACGGCAGGGUCGGCUGGUUCCCAUCCACAUACGUAGAGGAGGGUGAGGAGUGAAAGGUCCAAAACGGGAAGAAGAGUACGAAAAAAGAGGAAGCUGUGGAGCAAGCAAACCCGAGCGCACAACAGUAACAAAAGACAGUGAUCUUAUUCUGCACUGCUGCUUGCUCCAGCGUUACUUUUCAGAGCAAAGCAGACGGCUUCACUCUCCUCGAUGGAGUCCUGUUGCCUACAUCCCAGAGGCCUUUGGGAGAGACGAGGGCUACAGUACAUUGCAGACGCAAAGAUGGCCCCAUCAUUUCUGGUUGACUCUGAACGGCUAAGUGACUCCACCAGCAAGCAGCUUGCCUGUCAGCGGGGCAGAAGCCCUCGCCAGUCGCCCCCCUCCUCCCUCCAUAACUUUGUCCGUCCAUCCAUAAUUCACCCUUCGCUCCCUUCCUCUCUCUGCCCCAGCUAGCCGCAGCCCCCGACUCCCACCUGUUUCUGCUUGCCAAGUCGUCCGUCGCCAAUCUGUCAAAAGUGGGAUACCCAAAUGCCACUCUUCCAUAAAAAGGGUUCAUCCAUCCAUCCAUCCAACCAUUCAUCCAUCCAUCCAUCCAUCCAUCCUUCCAACCCCUGUGGGAAUAGAGUUAUCUGAGCUGGAAAAGACCCACACUGUAAAGUUUUUUCCUUCCUUUCAUUCCCUCCUCACACUGAAAGGAUUUCAGUCAGUCUUGACCUUGCCUGUGUGUUUCUUCCACUAAUGCAGGUGGUUAUUGAUGACUUGAUGACCCAGAUUCACACACACACACACACACAUAGACACACACCACCCACCUCUCCUCCCCUUCAGAUUAUGAUCACACACGCACUCUUACAGGAGAUGUAAGAGGAGGGAUGGCGUCGGAUAGCAUCGCUGCACAGUGCCAGCAAUUGAUCGCUGUUGUUCCUGUUUUCCUCCCACCUCCUACAUUCUUUAUCUCCAGCCCAGCCUCUCAUGUUUUCAGUUGUCUUGGCCGUUAGCGAUCCUCUGCUCUUAUCGGUGGCAGCUCUGUCGACAGGAGCACAUUCGCCGAGGCUUUAUCUUAUUGGAGGCAUUAGCGGCUUGUCGGGGAACAAGCCACACUACCAAGAAGCCACCUGUCCCCGAACAUAAGAAAGAAAAGCAGAUGAAACACAAACACUGCCCAACUUUGUCCGUCUUUUUAUUUUUCUCUUUUAUCUCUGCUUUUUUCAGCUUGUCUUAAAAGUUUUUUUUUUUCACUUUCAUCAGCUCCAGUUUUGAUGCAGUUUGAUUGAUAGCAUUCUUGCAAUGGGAUGACAUCUACCCAGAUUUUUACACAGAUGUGUAAGCAUCACAUUAUUUUAUCGUCUUCCUAAGUGUUAGUGGAGACUUUUGCGUCUCUCACACGAGAAUACAAAUUGUGCAGAAACACUUGCACAUUUGCAAUUUAGGGCAUUUGUUUUAGCAAGAAAAACAUCAAAUUUAAACACUUCAAUCCAAAAGAUAUCAGUUUCCCACCACGUUUUUGUUCUUGCUAACUGUCUCCCCUCUUCUUACACCCUCUCCUUUCCUGUGUUCCAGCCUCACCCCCUGAUUAUGCACAGUGUCUCCUUAAUUCACAGUGAAAGAGGAUUUUCCCACAUUUGCGGGAAUAAAUACCUUUACAGAAAAACACACUCCUAAUGUUAACACGCACACUCACUGCUAUAUAGUCAGACAGAAGAAGACGGCACUGUACACAGAUCCAAAACAGUGAUCAACUUAUGUCUGGAGGUGAGGCCGAAAACUCCCCAGCAGUUGGCUUUGUGCAGCGACGUUUUAAUCUCAGCCAACAUGUUGAUUCUCUCUUUAGUUACUUUGCUGUAAAACAAACUACGAACCAUUGUUCUUUGUUGAAAAUAUGUACAUAUUGACAUUUUUAUUUAAUUCACGGUUGGUUGAUUUCUGUUCGCACACAAUGUGCAGAAAGCAGUCACCCAAUCAAACACAGUUCUCCGAAUGUCAGGCAUGCAUUUCUCUGAAGUACUUUGAACUAGUCCUUUAAUAUCCUCAGUUUGAAGUUGUUCUUUGGCUACAUGUCCUUCCUCCUCAUUCCUCAAAUACAGACUUUCACACAGUUAGACACGCCUACGCAUGACAUUUUAAAAACCAUGCAUCUCUUUUCUGUUAAGGGAAACUAUUUAUGUAACAUGCUAUGUACAUAAAAUAAAAUGUCUGUCAGUGAAACACACAUUGAGGUGUACUAAGAGGCAGCAUUCUCUAGUUGACAGUUUAAGUGAAAGAAGUGUCGAAUACUGAGUCUGACAUUGACUAAAGUCAGAACUUUCAGAGCUGAUGUCGAAGUUUAACCGCUUGAGUUCAAGAAAGUGUGGCUAACUAGCGGAUCUUGCCUCUGAUAACAGCCCUCAGGGCAUUGCUUUCAUUCAAAGCUAUCAUCCCCAUGUCUUGUCUCCAUUGUGCCCACGCCACAGAGUGUUGUAUCAGAAAUCUACUUUGUGAAUCUAAGUGAGAAUUUAUUGUAAAGAUAUGCUUUUGUAUGCGCUUAAUGGAGCCAUUUCGUUUGAAAUUCACUAACAACCCCCUGCCUGCCCUGUCACUCCACGCCAUUAUGACGCGUGUGACAAAGAGCUUUUUGUUCUCAGUUGUAUUGUUUAACCACUGGACUGAAAAAUAUUGUGUCAGAUGGGUCAUAUUAAUGUAUUUUUGCAUGACAACUCCCUUUUUUUUUUUUACAACUUGUAUCAUCAACAGUAUCAUUAAGUGACCACUAGAUGGAAGCAUCCUAAACACAUCUCCUUCUCUCUGAGCAGUCACCUUCAACUUACUAAAGUUUGGAGAUGACAUCAUCUCAUUUGGCAAACAAUAUUUAAAGAAGCAAUUAGCAAGAGGCUCAGACUUGCUGCUGUGAGUGAGGAGCUGUGAUCAGAGAGAUGAUUAAAAACAGACAAAAAACUGUUUUUAUAGAGGUGAAGAAGUGAACGGGCAGGUAGACGACAGAUGCAGUGUGUUUAAAAGUAUUUCGAAAAUAAGUUUUAUUGUAAAGUUUCUCUAACUUCAGAUCAGAUUUCUAAAUUUUAUGAUAUUCUAAAGAAACUUCUUGUCCAGUAGGAACAGUGAGGAUGAUAUUUCUCCUCCCCUCCUGUUUCCUGAAAAGUCUGCAGUCUCUGAACAACCAAACAUUAAAUUCAUAACAUCUUUAGGAAAUCUGUGGUGCGACAGCGGCACAAAUGCGAUCCAGCACUAGCUUCUCUCCGGUCUCGGUGGAGAAGUGGAGAAGGUGGAGUAGGCUUCUCUAAUCGCAGACUCCGGUAAUCCACUCCCGCACUCCUCCUCUGCCCAGAUGAACUCUGACAGCGGGGCCAUUUACAACUGCAGGCCUUCCUCCCCUCCCUGAGUGCGAUUCCAGAUUUUGUGUGCACGGGAGGGACGGGAGGAAGGCUCAAGGGUAUCUGUGAUCUAAUCAUUACACCAUCUCCUCACCCCAGCGACCCCACUGCAUCCAUCUCUCUGUCGGCUCCCCUCUCUCUCGCUCUGCCUCACCUUGUCACUUCCCUUCUCUCUUUCUCUCUCUCUCUUUCCCCAUCUAUCUUUCAUCCAAUCUCUGUCUUCUUGGUUUCUCUCUGUAUUCUGUCCCUCACCCCGAUGCUCUGUGGGCUGUAACCGCUGUAUGUUGGCGGGAGGAGAACAGAGGAUUCAGUAUUAUGAGGAGAGGAGGAAGAGAGGCGGUCUGAUUCUCCGUAAACAACCUCAGCAAGAUGAGGACUAGUGUAAUUUUACCACAAAUGAAUAGACUGAGAGAAAUAAUGCCAAUUAGAGAGAGAAUUAGUAUUGGCUCUCACCACUGUCAUCUCUUCAUAUACAGUGUGUGCACAGAUUAUGUCCUCAUGCGUAGGAAUACACUGUACGUGCGGAAAUACAUUUUGAAAGGAUUCAGGACCGGGCAAGUCUUAACCCAGCAGGGGUUUUAGGAUACAAUCUCCUGAACCAACACAUAAGGACAGUUCUGUAGUAACCUGAACAGAAAUGUAAUAUCCACCUGUACAUGAAGAAAAAUAUGUCUGAAUAAUAAUACUUAAUAAUACUAAAAUACUUCUUCCUUACUGGGCUGAGACUCUAUUUUUGAUCCAGGAAAUCAUUCACAAAUCAUCUCCCCACCCCCCUCUGCGUCAGUGCUCAGUCUUGACUGAAGUUUGCAUUCAUUGUGUCCAUGUACUGUUAACCCUACGAAGCCAAAGAUGUAUGCCGUACUUCAUGUACACUCAAUGUUAUGUCUCAUAACCACGGUACCCGACCGCUGUGGCCUAACUCUAUAACUGUGCAAUCUCGACUGUGUAGCAUUACUGUGUAUUGUUGCUGUAUCAUACUGUAAAAUAUGUACAUAGCACAUAAAUAAAGAUAUACAUUGCUUCUUCUA
Messenger RNA from Larimichthys crocea (large yellow croaker), 7170 nucleotides. RefSeq names its product vav guanine nucleotide exchange factor 3 (gene vav3a). The record is from RefSeq and is a predicted model, not a curated record. Gene Ontology annotation, molecular function: guanyl-nucleotide exchange factor activity; protein binding. The transcript has 28 exons. Gene Ontology annotation, biological process: cell migration; regulation of GTPase activity; intracellular signal transduction. Bases 236 to 2830 code for a protein of 864 amino acids. Gene Ontology annotation, cellular component: plasma membrane; cytoplasm. Lineage: Eukaryota; Metazoa; Chordata; Actinopteri; Sciaenidae.